UGAAGGUUUGGGAAGUGGUUGUCCGUUGUGCAUUUGGAAGGACUUCAUUGUGAUCUACGUUGGGUGAUUGAAACGGUGCCACCUCUUAUUGCCAGGUAAUAAUAGAUCCAAACUGUGCUUGUAGAAUGUCCCAGAAAAUUCAGGGCGGCUCUGUGGUGGAGAUGCAAGGAGAUGAGAUGACAAGGGUGAUAUGGGAACUAAUUAAAGAGAAGCUCAUCUUGCCUUACAUAGAAUUAGAUCUGCACAGCUAUGAUCUGGGCAUUGAGCAUCGUGAUGCUACAGAUGAUAAAGUUACCGUAGAAGCUGCUGAAGCCAUUCAAAAGUACAAUGUUGGCAUCAAGUGUGCCACCAUUACUCCUGAUGAGAACAGAGUGGAAGAGUUCAAAUUGAAGCAGAUGUGGAAAUCUCCUAACGGCACGAUAAGGAACAUUCUUGGGGGUACCGUCUUCAGAGAGGCCAUAAUCUGCAAGAACAUCCCCAGACUUGUCUCAUGUUGGGUCAAGCCAAUAAUCAUUGGCCGUCAUGCUUAUGGGGACCAGUACAGGGCAACAGAUUUUGUGGUUCCUGGGUCUGGCACAGUAGAAAUUUCAUUUACGCCUAAAGAUGGAGGGGAGCCCAUUAAAUAUGUUGUACAUAAAUUUGAAGAUGGUGGCGGAGUUGCUCUUGGGAUGUACAACACAGAUCAGUCCAUCAGAGAUUUUGCUCACAGCUCCUUCCAAAUGGCUCUUACCAAAGGCUGGCCCUUAUAUAUGAGCACCAAGAACACUAUCCUCAAGAGAUACGACGGUCGCUUCAAGGACAUUUUCCAGGAGAUCUAUGAAAAAGAAUACAGAUCCCAGUUUGAAGAGAAAAAGAUCUGGUACGAGCACAGGCUGAUUGAUGACAUGGUGGCACAAGCAAUGAAAUCAGAAGGUGGCUUCAUCUGGGCCUGCAAAAAUUAUGAUGGUGAUGUGCAGUCAGACUCUGUGGCUCAAGGAUAUGGAUCUCUAGGGAUGAUGACCAGUGUACUGAUAUGUCCUGAUGGGAAGACGGUGGAGGCAGAGGCAGCCCAUGGUACGGUAACUCGCCAUUAUCGGAUGCACCAGAAGGGACAAGAAACCUCAACUAAUCCAAUUGCUUCCAUCUUUGCUUGGACUAGAGGCCUGGAACAUAGAGCAAAGUUGGAUAACAAUACUGAACUAAAGAACUUUGCCACAGCACUAGAAGAAGUCUGUAUUGAAACCAUUGAGGCUGGGUUUAUGACAAAAGAUCUUGCUGCUUGUAUUAAAGGACUGCCAAACGUACAACGAUCUGACUACUUGAAUACAUUUGAAUUCCUGGAUAAAUUAGCAGAAAACUUGAAACUGAAACUCUCUGCUCAUCCUAAACUAUAAAGUUUUAAUCUUCAAAGGAUCUCUGGUUUCGUUCAUUUUGGUUUACAGUAUGAUGUUGGACUUGCCAAAACCAACCCAAGCUGUUAAUGAGUCUUUUUAUUUUUAUUUCAGGAAUUACUGAAGCCUUGAUUGUAUUACAUUAGGAAAAUGACACACUGACAGCUGCUAAUUUCUGCAAAUAAUUAAAAAAAAUAUUUUUAUGUACUUUUUUUUUAUUUUUUUACCCAUGCCCUACAAGACACAUCCUAGUAUACAACAUUUAAAAUGUCAAUAUGUGACAAUAAAAAGAAAACUAAAUAAGUAAGAAUGUAAAUAAACCUGUUUGCUUAAACAUUGACUAAAAUUCAGAUUUACUCAGUAACCUUAGAAAACGGUGCCUGUUUUCGAGUUAAGUAGUGGCUAAAUAAGAUAUAUAGAAAUGCACAUUUUACAUCAAAGGGAAAGUAUAAACAAAUUUUCAUUUAACUGCAUGUAAUAUACACUACUAUAAAGAAGAAUAUGCACAGACACUGAUCUAAAAAUCCCGUUUAAAACCUUUUAAAAACUUACUUAGAAGCUCCCUAUUUAGCACUGUUGAUGAGGUUUGGCUGGGGUGCCUACUGAAAGGGGCUGAGAGCUGACCCUUCCUCCCUCUCCUGCAUAUGAAAAGAACCAUUACACAAUCAGGAGUCUGUAGACAUCCGUAUGCAUCUUAAACUUUGGUGCUUGGUUAGGAGUCUGAAAAUCAGCACAAUGUUAUUUAAAAAUAAGCAAAGGUAUACAUUUUUACAAAAACACCCCCAGAUGGGCCAUAUAAAUGGAUCAUCUACAAUAGAAUGGGUAUAUUUAUAUCUUUAACAAGCAUUAAUUCACUUGAUUUUAAUUUUUAAAUAAGGUUUUGUAUAUUCUUAGGGACCAGUUUACCCCUGGGUUAGUAAAGGCUUUGUAGCUGCACUACCUUGUAAGUCUAGACCAAAAUCACUACAUAGAUGUGUUAUGUCUGAGCUUUCAAAACCACAUAAGUAUUUCACAUCAAUCUGUUAGGGCUUAAUACUUUCAUUAUCUGGAGUAUCACAGCGUAUAAGGACUUCUCUAGUAUGGUUGUCUGGUACUGUUUAUAUGAAUUUCAGAAUCUGAUAAUAGAUGUACAGAAUAAACAAAUGUCAUAUACAUUUCUGUUUUCUACAGAAACCCAUGUUCUAUUUUUAAUAAACCAAUUUCAUAGUGA
Bombina bombina (fire-bellied toad) is the source of this 2580-nucleotide messenger RNA. RefSeq names its product isocitrate dehydrogenase (NADP(+)) 1 (gene IDH1). Gene Ontology annotation, molecular function: NAD binding; isocitrate dehydrogenase (NADP+) activity; magnesium ion binding. Gene Ontology annotation, cellular component: cytosol; mitochondrion; peroxisome. Gene Ontology annotation, biological process: isocitrate metabolic process. Bases 126 to 1373 code for a protein of 415 amino acids. The transcript is spliced from 10 exons. Lineage: Eukaryota; Metazoa; Chordata; Amphibia; Anura; Bombinatoridae. The record is from RefSeq and is a predicted model, not a curated record.